ACCAACCUAUGCCCGCCUCCCCGCCUCCGCUCCCACCCGUCCGCGCACCGAUCGAAUUCGAAGCUUCAUCUCCCCCCUCCCAUCCCAUCCCCUCUACUGCACGUCGAGGAGUUGCUUCACCGUACAUACAGCACCGUCGAGCAGCUUGUGCAGGUACAAACCCCCUUGGGCCUUCACACGCCCUUUGCAUGCAUACAUGCACGCAUAGUUACAGGCAUCUCGUGUGUGUCGGCGCCACGCAAGUUCCAACCGGCGAAUUCCCGGCUUGGCGCAGCGGCGAGUGGUGGCUGUGGGUGGCAGCCGAUGGGGCUAACCCGCUUGCGGUCCAGGCUGCAGAUCGAUCCUUGGCAUGGGGGAUCACCCGUCGAGGGAUGUGCAAGCGAGUGGAUUUUUCCCGGGUAUGGUUUUGUUUGUUUCCAGCGGCGGCGGUGGGGGAGGUGGUGGAGGCAGUGGCCUGCUGGAAACGUACUCGACGUACAUACAUGCGAGGCUUGCGAUGCUCUGCACUCAUCAGCAGACGUGGUCGUUUCCGAAGUCGGCGUGGAGCGGGAGGAGGAGAGGAGCAGGAGGAGAUGGGGAGUGGUGGUUCGUGCGGGGGAUCGCAUCGCGUGACCGUGGGGUCGCUGCAUGCGGAAAGUCCAGACGACAUGCGGGCCCCACUAGGCAGUGGGAUGGCCAAGUACAUCUGUACGGUAUUCUCACACCACACAUACGCACACCCCACAUACACAUACACACAUAUCUACACAUACACACAUAUCUACACAUAGACAUACACACGCACGGAUACAGAACAGAAAGAGGGAGAGAGAGACCGCGGCGGCGGACAGCUCCCAUGGCUAUCCCGGCUGCACGCGGCUGCCGGUGCCGAAUCACCGUGCUCGUAUAUGCUCGCCGCGCUGUGUGCUAUGGGACAUACGGUAGAUACGGUACUCGACGUCGAAACCCGCUUCGAUGUGGCGCAAGGUGGAAGGUGGAAGCUCGUGGAGAGCUAGGUACUCUGCGUAUACCAAGCUUUGUUCGGCAGGCAGCAGGCAGACGACCAACCAGACGCAAUGUCGCAGGCAGCCAGACGAAGGCAGCCAGACGAAGGCAGCCAGACGAAGGCAGCCAGACGAGGGCAGCCAGACGUUGGGGAGGGGAGGAUCAUAAGUAUCAUAUAUGGCAGCUCGAUACAGCAUGGCGUUCGCUCAUCUUUCUGCUUCUACAGCUCCCCUCCUCCUGCUCAUCGCUCAUUGCUCAGUGCUCACUCUCCCCACUACUAGGUACGGACAGCUCAAUCGAUCCAUCCUCCUUCCCCUCCUCUUCUUCCUUCUCCUCCUCCUACCUCAUCCCACCUCCUCCUACCUCCUUGCAUCGUCGGAUCCGUUCGGCGUAUGUAAUGUUUACCGGAAAGUGAUCGGGUCGAGCUCGGCCACUAAGCUUACGGCGUCCAGGCAGUCUUCCAUAGGUAGUCCACAUCCCACUAUCCACAGCCUGAUUCCAGCGGAUUGGGGCCCUAAGUUCUUUCCUCGCAGCAGGCAGCAGCUCUCCCCACUCUCUCUCCACUCUCUCGUACGGGAAACGAAAGAAAGAAAGAAAGAAAGAAACGUUGCUCGGUUGGAAGAGCUUUCUCCGCCGUUAUCGAUAUCCCAUCGGCGAGGCGAAGAACAAGGAGGAGAAGAAAAAGAGGAAAGAAAGAAAGAAGCUCUGUUCGGUUCUGUCGAUCGCAGACUU
Messenger RNA from Tricharina praecox, 1716 nucleotides. RefSeq lists its product as uncharacterized. Lineage: Eukaryota; Fungi; Ascomycota; Pezizomycetes; Pezizales; Pyronemataceae. The coding region runs from base 350 to 1399 and encodes 349 amino acids. The record is from RefSeq and is a predicted model, not a curated record. The transcript has a single exon.